AUGCAUAAGGUUGAAUUCGGUCUUGCUAAGAGUUAUCGGCUAUACGAAUUCCUCUCGGGAGUCUACGAAGUAUACGCAGACGGUUUCUUCAACUAUGCGCCGCUCAACUCGACAGCCGUGUCUAACGAUAUCAUCCCAUUCAAGAACAAUGUACUAUCUACAAAUGUGGAUUCAGAUCACGCUUUGACUGUUUACAUAUCAUUCCAAGACCAGCGCCCCCUUAAGCCAGCGCUUCGCAAGCGGGCAAAACUCGAUCAAUCGUGCAGCGGCGACCAGAACUACAAACUGAAGGAUGCUCUCUAA
Molecule: messenger RNA, 303 nt
Organism: Exserohilum turcica Et28A
Lineage: Eukaryota; Fungi; Ascomycota; Dothideomycetes; Pleosporales; Pleosporaceae
Exons: 1
Coding region: 1-303 (100 amino acids)
Source: RefSeq, a predicted model, not a curated record